Molecule: messenger RNA, 974 nt
Organism: Chrysoperla carnea
Lineage: Eukaryota; Metazoa; Arthropoda; Insecta; Neuroptera; Chrysopidae
Product: gastrula zinc finger protein XlCGF71.1-like
Exons: 1
Biological process (GO): regulation of transcription by RNA polymerase II
Molecular function (GO): RNA polymerase II cis-regulatory region sequence-specific DNA binding; DNA-binding transcription factor activity
Source: RefSeq, a predicted model, not a curated record
ACAGAAAUUAUUAUAAAAGAUGAAUUAUUUGAUGGAAAUGUUUUAGAACAUGAAUCAAUUCAAAAUGAAAUCAAGAAUAUUUCAUGUGACUUUUGUGAUAAAAAGUUUGCUAAUCAAAGCAGUUUAAUUGUCCAUAAACGAACUCAUACUGGAGAAAAACCUUUUUCCUGUGAAAUUUGUGGUAAAUCAUUUACUCUUCGAGCUAAUUUAGAAAGACAUAAUCGGGCUCAUACUGGAGAAAAACCUUUUUUCUGUGAAAUUUGUAACAAAUCAUUUACUCAACAAAACGGUUUAGACUAUCACAUACGGACACAUACUGGGGAAAAACCUUUUUCCUGUGAAAUUUGUAAUAAAUCUUUUACUCUUCGAGGUAAUUUAGAAAUACAUAAACGAACUCAUACUGGGGAAAAACCUUUUUCCUGUGAAAUUUGUGAUAAAUCAUUUACUCUUCGAUUUGAUUUAGAAAGACAUAAACGGGCUCAUACUGGAGAAAAACCGUUUUCCUGUGUAAUUUGUGGUAAAUCAUUUACUCUUCGAGCUAAUUUAGAAAGACAUAAUCGGGCUCAUACUGGAGAAAAACCUUUUUCAUGGGAAAUUUGUAAUAAAUCAUUUACUAAUCAAAACGGUUUAGACUAUCACAAACGGACACAUACUGGAGAAAAACCUUUUUCCUGUGAAAUUUGUGAUAAAUCCUUUAAUCUUCGAUCUAAUUUAGUUCAACAUAAACGGACACAUACUGGGGAAAAACCUUUUUCCUGUGAAAUUUGUAAUAAAUCUUUUACUCUUCGAGGUAAUUUAGAAAGACAUAAUCGGACUCAUACUGGGGAAAAACCUUUUUCCUGAGAAUUUUGUGACAAAUCAUUUAAUCAUAAAAGCGGCUUAGACUAUCACAAACGGACACAUACUGGAGAAAAACCUUUUUCCUGUGUAAUUUGUGACAAAUCAUUCCCUCAUCAAAGGGGUUUAGACUAUCA